CGGAAAUCCUUCGCCGCGUUGUUCCCCGGGGCGGGCCUGUCCUUGUCCGGCAUGGCGCUGCUGAGCCCGCGUGUAUCUGCCCGGGCCGCUUAUCUUUCUUCCUUCCCGCUCGGCGAGCGGGACCAGCCGAAACGAUCCCCCGGCCCACCUCGGGGCCUUUCGGUCUCCCUGAAGCGCCGGGGAGUCAAGAAGCGGCAGCCGAAGGGCUCGGCAGCCAGGAAUGGCUCUGUGGCAUCCGACGGGGAGCAGCCUAGAGAUGCGUUCCCGUUUUCGGGUCCCAAGGAGAAGCGAAAACCCAAACGGAACAAUAUCUCCGCUUGCAAACAUUUGGCUCCCUUGCAGAGCCGGCAGAAAGCGUUGCGGAGGAAGGCGGAGCGCAGACGGGUAGACCAAAAGGCUCCAGAACCGCCAGCAUCUGCUGGGCCGCCCCAUGGAGAAGGAGGGCAGCCCUUCUACCCCCGGGAACUGUCUUCGAGUUGCUCUCUCCUGACCUUCCUCCAAGACCUGGAAAAGGUCCAGGAUAGCCGGGAGCGAGCUGCCAAACUCUUCCAGUGGCUCAUCGCUCCUGUUUCCUCGCAGGAAUUCUUUGAUCAGUACUGGGAGAAGUCACCGCUUCUGAUCCACAGGCACAACCCAAAUUAUUAUCAGGACCUCUUCUCCACUGCUGAGUUCGAUAACAUCCUACGCGACCACAAUGUCCAGUUUGGUGUCAACUUGGAUGUCACCAGUUAUGAGGAUGGGAAGAGGGAGACCCAUAACCCUGUGGGCAGGGCAGUGCCAGCUGUGGUCUGGGAUUUCUACAGGAACGGCUGCUCACUCCGGAUGCUGAACCCUCAGGCCUUUUCGGCUACCGUCUGGCAUGUCCUGUCCAUCCUACAGGAGCAGUUCAGCAGUAUGGUUGGUGCCAACACUUACCUGACUCCUGCUGGAGCUCAGGGCUUUGCCCCACAUUAUGAUGAUAUUGAAGCGUUUGUGCUCCAGCUGGAAGGAAAAAAGCAUUGGCGGGUUUACGCCCCGAGACAGCAGGCUGAGAUGUUGCCUCAGUUUUCAAGUAGCAAUUUUAGCCAGAUGGAGAUUGGUGAACCGAUUCUGGAGAUUGUCUUAGAAGCUGGGGACCUGCUAUACUUCCCCCGGGGGUUUAUACAUCAAGGAGAUUGCCUCCCAGAGGCUCAUUCACUCCACAUCACAGUUUCUUCCUAUCAGCGAAACUCUUGGGGAGACUUGUUGGAAAAACUUCUCCCGGCAGCAUUGCAGAUGGCUAUUGAAGAGGACAUUGAAUAUCGCCAAGGCCUCCCUGCGGACUAUCUGGAAUACAUGGGUGUCAUAAACACUGAUGCUGAUGACCCACGCCGAACUGUCUUUCUGCAGAAGAUCAGGACUUUACUCACAAAACUAAUGGAUUAUGCACCAGUUGAUGCUGCAGUGGAUCAGAAAGCCAAGUCUUUUCUUCAUGACUGUCUUCCUCCAGUGCUCACUGAGACGGAAAAGGCAUUGAGUGUUUUCAGGCAUCCGGCACGGUGGGAGAAUGGAAACGUGCAAAAUGUUGAUGUCCAGCUUGAGAAAACUACACAAAUACGUCUACUUCGAUAUGGCAUUGUCAGGUUGUGCAAUGAAGGAGAUGCUACAUUACUGUAUUAUACCACAGAAAACUCAAGAGUGUACCACAAGGAGGAGCCUAAGUGUUGUGAAAUAGAAUCCGAAUACAUAGAUGGAAUUGAAUUUUUGCUCUCCUCUUACCCAAAUUACAUCUGUAUAGAUGCCCUUCCUGGUGGUUCUUUGAACGAUAAGAUUGCCUUGGGAACUUUUUUAUUUGAGAAAGGGUUGGUGGUUACUAAAAAACCUCUUUUAUCUGGUAACAUAAAAAUAAAUGAAUUGUAAGAAAUUAUUUUUCUUCUACUUACUAGUACAUUUAAGAUAGCAAUCCAAAAGUCUGGAAACUGACUGCUUGGAAUUUGUGUUUGAUCUGCAGAGAUAAAGAAAUACAUAUAUGCAUACAUAUACAUUUAUAUGUAUAUAUUAGAUAAACUAUAGAAAGAUAAAGGAUGUAAUUUGAUCUACAUUUUAAAAUGUUUUAACAGUGUUUAUUCUUAACGAUAUUCUUAUUCUUAACAAAAUAAUUUUUGUCUCCUAAAUUGUGAGCUGGAUUAAAAUAGUGAAAAAAAGUAUUCCAGUAGAAGAUUGCAAUAAACAUAAAUGGUAGACUUAAAGCUCAUUUUUGUAUAUACAUACAUACAUAC
Messenger RNA from Notechis scutatus (mainland tiger snake), 2237 nucleotides. It is a transcript of the gene RIOX1, whose product is annotated as ribosomal oxygenase 1. Lineage: Eukaryota; Metazoa; Chordata; Lepidosauria; Squamata; Elapidae. The record is from RefSeq and is a predicted model, not a curated record. Gene Ontology annotation, cellular component: nucleolus. Gene Ontology annotation, molecular function: histone H3K4 demethylase activity; histone H3K36 demethylase activity.